UAUAAAGAGUUUCUCCGUCUUUCGAACCGUCUCAGUUGUCGGUGAGGCCGGCGGGGCGGAUCCCACACUAGAGUGGAAGAGAAAAUAAAGCAACACAACAAUAAUAACAACUUGGCCUUUUCGCACAUUUCGCUAGCAAGCUCCCCCGUGGAUAUAUAACAUCAAGAUGCCCUCAGCAAUGAACGCAAACAGGACAGUGCAAUCUGCCAGCCCAGAUGUGGGAUCCGCUCCAGGGUCAAUGGGUUUUGGAUUCGGUGGGCAGUCCGAAGUCUUGAAGCAAGUGCUGUGCGUCAUCGACAAGAAGGUCCGCAACAUGGAGAAGAAAAAGAGCAAACUGGAUGAUUACCAAGGCAGAAAGAAUAAAGGGGAGGGUCUCAAUCAGGACCAGCUGGAGGCCCUCUCCAAAUACCAAGAAGUCAUGAAUAAUCUGGAAUUUGCCCGAGAAUUGCAAAAGACAUUUAUUGCACUGGGACAAGAUAUCCAGAAGGUGGUGAAGAAGUCUGCGCGGCGGGAGCAGCUGCAGCGGGAGGAGGCCGAACAGAGAAGGCUGAAGACCGUUCUCGAGCUGCAGUUCCUCCUGGACCGACUGGGUGACGAGACUGUGCGGCAGGACCUGAAGCAGGGAGUCGGCGGCUCACCGCUGCUGACAGAUGGAGACCUUGCAUCUUUUGAUGAGUUCUACAAGUUGGUGGGGCCAGAACGUGACCAAAACGUCAGGUUGGCUGACCAGUAUGAAGACGCAUCUGUGCACCUCUGGGACCUGCUGGAAGGGAGGGACAAGGCUGUGGUUGGGACAACAUAUAAGGCACUGAAAGAGACUUUGGACCAGGUUCUGCUGAGCGGGUACUUUGACCAGGUUCCCUCACACCAGAACGGAGUGUGUGAGGAGGAAGAAGAGGAAGAGCCAGUCGCAGCGGCAACGGCAGCAGCUGAAUCGUCGGAAGCAGAAGAGCAGAAUGUCGAUGCAGAAACUGAAAUCGUUGAGGAGUUCACAGAGCCCAUUGCAGUGGAAACAACAGAGUUUGUUAACAGACAGUUCAUUCCAGACGGCACACACAGCGGCAGUGAGAAGGAGCAGGGGGAUGAGUGGACCAGGGAAACGGAGGCUGUUAACGCCUUGCAGCAGCAGCAGCAGCAGCAGCAGCCUGUGCAGCCUGCAGCUCCUCCCGUUACCCUGGAGACCCACCCCAUGAAUUUAACAUCUCCUGCACCACCUAGUGACCCCAUGGCCAGGAAGCAGGUGGUGCAGGACUUAAUGGCACAGAUGCAAGGGACGUACAACUUCAUGCAGGACUCCAUGUUGGAGUUUGACGGACAGCCCAUUGACCCCGCUAUUGUAUCAGCGCAGCCCAUGAAACCCACUCAGAACAUAGAUGUAGCGCAGAUGGUGUGUCCUCCAGUUCACCCCGAGUCCCGGCUAUCGCAACCCAACUCUGUUCCUGUCCAACCUGAGCCCUCACAAGUUCCCAUUGUCUCGCCAACACCACCCCCUAUGUAUCAGACCUCACACACGCCGGACCCCCGACCCUCAACAGAAUCAAUCGACCCCAUCCAGACCUCCAUGUCCUUGUCGUCAGAGCAGCCUCCACCUUCCACAGCUCUCCCUGCUGCCUCUCAGACGCAGGUUUUCCAGCCUGUUUCCAAAGCUCCUCACAGCAGUGGCAUCAAUGUCAAUGCAGCACCAUUCCAAUCAAUGCAGACAGUGUUCAACCUUAAUGCCCCAGUCCCACCAGCUAAUGAGGCUGAGGCUUUGAACCAGGCCAGCCAGUACCAGAACAGCUACAACCAGGCCUUCAGCAGCCAGCCACAGCAUCCCGUGGAGCAGACAGAGAUGCAGUCGGAACAGCUGCAGUCUGUAGUCGGUGCCUUCCAUUCCCAAGACCAGUCGGGAGGCCAUCCGCAGCCUUCCCAGCAGGGCCCAGGCUUUGGCAGGCAGCCUCAGUCCUUCUACAACAGCAGAGGAAUGCCUCGUGGUGGACCCCGCAACGCCAGGGGCAUGAUCAACGGCUACAGAGGUUCGUCCAACGGAUUCAGAGGUGGCUAUGAUGGUUAUCGUCCUCCUUUCGCUAACACUCCAAACUCUGGAUAUGGACAGACUCAGUUCAGCACACCCCGGGAUUACUCCAAUGGGAAUUAUCAGAGGGACGGUUACCAACCGAACUACAAGCGUGGAGCCGGCCAGGGACCUAGAGGAGUGUCGAGAGGCAGCACUCAAGCAAUGCGAUCCUGAAAGGGCCUUUCAUAAUGACUGUGACUGAUUAAUUUGCACCACACUGAAAAUUCAGAUUUCAAGAAUUGCAUUCGCCCCAGCUCAAUCUUUGCUCUCUUUCGUUUCUUCUUCAUCAGUGGUAUUUUACCUGUCUCUCCAAUCAAAGUAAUGGCUGCUUUGAUAUUUGGAAAUGUUAAAUCCUUUACAGUUUAAAACACAUGCUGUAAAUCUAAUCACUGAUUUACACAAGCUAUGUGUUAUAAUAUUCCUGUAAACUUGAAAGAUUUCAUAAGUUAUUUUUUGUAUAAAAAAAUGCACCUGCCACUGCUGGUCCAAUCCUUGGGAGUAUUUUCCCUUUCUCAGUUCUUUUCUGUCAUUUUGGUUCUAAACAAGCUUUUAUGUUCAACAAGCUCCCGUUUCCUUGUUUGUAAAUUGAUGUUGCUUCAAGAGUUUCAAUAAAGUUGUGUUGCAUA
This is a messenger RNA of Mugil cephalus (flathead mullet), 2682 nucleotides long. RefSeq names its product cell cycle associated protein 1b (gene caprin1b). Gene Ontology annotation, cellular component: cytoplasm. The transcript has 18 exons. Bases 167 to 2230 code for a protein of 687 amino acids. The record is from RefSeq and is a predicted model, not a curated record. Lineage: Eukaryota; Metazoa; Chordata; Actinopteri; Mugiliformes; Mugilidae. Gene Ontology annotation, molecular function: RNA binding.